This is a messenger RNA of Xenopus laevis (African clawed frog), 2397 nucleotides long. RefSeq lists its product as uncharacterized. The record is from RefSeq and is marked predicted. Lineage: Eukaryota; Metazoa; Chordata; Amphibia; Anura; Pipidae.
GCAGAGUCCCAGUUGUAACCUGCUCUCCGUUGCUCCUUCCCCUGCUGCCUGGAUAUGGAAUCCCUACUAACCUUCUCUUUCUUCCUCUCCUUUAUUUCUACAGGUUAUUCUCUGUCCUGUGUUCACUGCAAAGUGGAAGGGGAAAACUUCUGUCAAGGGCUAGAAAAGCAAUGUCCCAAGUCGGGAGAUUUUGUGUGCGCAUCUACUAGCACGGUCACCAUAAUCGAGGGAGUAGCCAGUAAAUCAUUCAGCCGGUCAUGUGAGAGACGCACCAGCUGUGGGAUAUCAGGAAGCAUCGGUUACCUAAGGGGCAAAAUCAAAACCGCCACAACAUGCUGCUUCAACGAUGGCUGCUCUCCCUCCACUCCCGCGUUGCCCUUGGAGAACAUGCAGAGGGUGGGACUGACAUGUCGAAGCUGCACUUCCCUGGACUCCAAGUGGUGCUACACCGAAGACACCAUAGAUUGUACUGGAGAGGAGAGGAAGUGUAUUCUUCAAACCACCACCAUAUCAGGAUCCAAGACCGGCCUGAGAACAGUACGAGGCUGCGCCACCAAUGAUCUCUGUGCUUUGGGCAGUCACUACAACGACUAUGGGGAGAUAAAGGAGUGGACGGAAGUCACCUGCACCAAUGGCACAACUGCUCUGCAGCAGAACCUUCUCCUCCUCCUGGCACUGGCUGCUCUGCUCUCCAUUAAACUAAUGUAACUGCCUCUGCCAAUGUCUCUGCCAAUGUCUCCCCACACUCUAAGUGCCCCAAAUUCCAGUAACACUCGGCUUCCCAGCAGCAGAGUUGCUCGUAUAUGGACUGUUGCUUCUCAAGCAAUUGCCUGCAUGGAUUCCUGCAUCUUCACGUGCUGCAUGGAACAAGCUCCCCGACACCUUCAGCUUCUCACUAUCACUUGGACUUGCCAUGGCUGUGAAUGUAUGAGCAGUGAAAGGGUUGAAAGGCUGGAUCCUGGGGUACACGUAUAAUUGGACUUACCUCCCUCCAAACUGAAUGCAGCACUGCCAGGACAAAGUAAAAAUAUAAAGCAAAAAAAUAGACACUUUUAUUUACUGUGUUAAUGUGAUUUUGUCAGUUUAGUUCUGCCAAUUCAGACACAGCUAAAAAGCAAUGCCAAUCCAUCUUGUUAUUUUUUAAAGGGACACUAUAGCCUAAUAUUUAUUCUGAUGAGCAAACUUAGGGACUGUUCCUGCUGAAUUGUGCUUAGUACAGAGGAAUACCUAUGCUGCCAUAGUUUUAUGGGAUCUCUCUGUACAGACUAUGAGCAAACUUAGGGGACUGUUCCUGCUGAAUUGUGCUUAGUACAGGGGAAUACCUAUGCUGCCAUAGUUUUAUGGGAUCUCUCUGUACAGACUAUGAGCAAACUUAGGGGCUGUUCCUGCUGAAUUGUGCUUAGUACAGGGGAAUACCUAUGCUGUCAUAGUUUUAUGGGAUCUCUCUGUACAGACUAUGAGCAAACGUAAUAGGUUGUUCCUGCUGAAUAGUGAUCGACGAAUUUGUCCCGCUUCCGUUCGCAAAUUUUGACGCCUGCGUCAAUUCUGACAAUUUUGACGCUGGCCUAAAGGCAAUAGGCGUCCAUAUAAUGUUGAUGGGCGACGGUUUUUGAUGCCGGAGAAUUUUUGCGAAUUUAUUCGCCGCAGACGAAACACAGAAAUUUGCCGCAAAUUCACACCUGCCGAAUUUAUUCACCCAUCACUACUGCUGAAUUGUGCUAACUGUUGGAUGGGGCCUACUGGGACUGCUGUCUCAGGGGCCCUCCUCCCCUUCCGCGCCCCCCCCCAUGCUAAUGCCUUUUUUUUGCGGAGACCGGGCAGGAAAGGGAGGUUGGGCGCAACUGAUUAAAUCAAGUAUAUUAAAAUGAAGUAUAUGUAAAUGAAGUUAUAGUGGCCCUUUAAUUGCUUGAAGUAUGGUUUGUUUUCUGAUUCGAACAAUAUCAUGUCAUUUAUUCACUGCAUUCUAGUAAAGUGAGCCAGUAUGGCAGCUCACGCACUCUGAAUAUUCUGUGCAUUCAGUUAUCUGUACUAACAACAGGGCAGCUUCAGACUCUGCUAAUACACAAUGUAUAAUUAUUUCAUAAAGGGACGUGAUUAUUAAUUGUCCAUUUUAAUUUUGCACCUGCCUUUUGACUCCGCCUCAUCUGAUUGGCUGCCCGUAACCGAGUCACUUGUAACAAAGGCGGCAGAUGGGAUGAUGUUACUGGGGUACUGGGUACAGACUCUUAUUGUUAGAAGCACUCGGUACAAUUACGUAUAUAGAUAUUGUUGGCUGCUUUUCCCACAGCUGGUUUGCAUUCAUAGUUCUACUAAUUCUGACUCUCACUGUUACUAUAAAACCCAAUGUUCAGAUGAUAAAACCGCCAGUAUUCUCUAAAUAAACUACCACUAAAAACA